AUGCUGCAGAUGGGUACAGUACUGCAAGGCCACAGCGCCCUCUGGAGGCUGGUUGGACUCCUCCACACUAGGCUUCAGAGGACCAGAGCACAGAGAGACCACAGCGCCCCCUGGAGGCCGUCGACCCUCACUCUUGGGCCUCUCACAGUUGAUCUCCAGCCUGAAAAGCGGACAAGAAAGAGGCAGAGAACCCGGAAAGUCAGUCCAAGGGGGGUGGUUCCAGUGGCGGCGGUCCAGGCGGUUCCAGAAGCGGCUGUCCAGGCGGUCCCAGCGGCGGCGGUCCAGGCGGUCCCAGCAGCGGCAGUCGAGGUCCAGGCGGUCCCAGCAGCGGCAGUCGAGGUCCAGGCGGUCCCAGCGGCGGCGGUCCAGGUGGUCCCAGCGGUGACGGUCCAGGCGGUCCCAGAAGCGGCGGUCCAGGCGGUCCCAGCGGCGGCGGUCCGGGUGGUCCAGGCGGUCGAGGUCCAGGCAGUCGAGGCCCAGGCGGUCCUAGCGGCGACGGUCCAGGCGGUCCCAGCGGCGACGGUCCAGGCGGUUCCAGAAGCGGCGGUCCCAGCGGCGGCACUACAGGUGGUCCCAGCAGCGGCAGUCCAGGUGGUUCAGGCAGUCGAGGUCCAGGCGGUCCCAGCAGCGGCGGUCCAGGUGGUCCCAGCGGUGACGGUCCAGGCAGUCCAGGUCCAGGCGGUCCCAGCAGCGGUGGUCGAGGUCCAGGCGGUUGAGGUCCAGGCAGUCCCAGAAGCAGCGGUCCCAGAAGCAGCGGUCCCAGCGGCGGUGGUCCCAGAUGUGGCGGUCCCAGCAGUGGCGGUUCCAGCAGUGGCGGUUCCAGCGGUGGUCCCAGCAGUGGUCCAGGCGGCAGAUCACCGCUCCCCAACACCGGCUGGCGCUUGCACAGCCAGUCCCCGUGCCAUACCAACCCCAUCCACGGAGACUGUGAAUGCUGUCAAAGAGCUGUGGCUCUCAAAAAGAGCAGUUGAGAGAUCUCUUGGACAGAGAUUGGGUGGGUGGCGGUUCUGUGUGGAUUACCGUCGUCUCAACGCGGCCACAAAGAAGGACUCUUAUCCACUACCCCGCAUUGACGAUGCUCUGGAUUACAUUAGUGGAUCAAGUUGGUUCAGCUCCCUCGACAUGCGAAGUGGAUAUUGGCAGGUGGAGCUCAGCCCCCAGGCCAGGGCAAAGACUGCAUUCACAUUCGGGCAAGGACUCUGGCAGUUUCGUGUAAUGCCAUUUGGCCUGUGCAAUGCGCUGGCCACGUUCGAGCGUCUCAUGGAGCGGGUGCUCGCCGACAUUCCUCGCAGCCAUUGUGUGGUGUACCUGGAUGACCUGCUGGUCCAUGCGAGUGAUUUCAGCAAAGCUUUGGGCCACCUGAGCGGCGUCUUCAGUGCUAUUCGUCACGCUGGUCUGCGGCUGAACCCUGCCAAGAACUUUGCCUCUGUCGCAGGGCCCCUACACUGCCUGACGGACCAAAGAGAGCCUUUUGUUUGGACUAACAGCUGUGACACUGCUUUCAACCAGCUAAAAGCAGCCCUCACAGCCGUGCCCAUCCUUGCGUACCUACACGUAGAUCUCCCCUAUGUGGUGGACAAAGACGCUAGUGGCACCGGAAUUGGGGUUGUCCUUUCACAGCAGGGAGGCGAAGGAGAGCGAGUAGUGGGGUACUACAGUCGCGCUCUCAGUCGUGAGGAGAGGAACUACUGUGUCACACGCCGAGAGCUGUUGGCUGUAGUGAUGGCAGUACACCAUUUUCGCCCUUAUUUGCACGGCAACAAGUUCCUCCUACGCACAGAUCAUGCCUCACUGACCUGGCUUUUAUGUUUCAAGCAGCCAGAGGGACAAGUAGCUCGUUGGCUGGAAGUUCUCCAAACUUACGAUUUUGACAAUCAACAUUGCCCUGGACAACAACACAAUAAUGCGGAUGCCCUGUCACAACGUCCGUGUGUUAUAGCAGAGUGUCGUUACUGCGAGCGCCAGGAAGAGCGGGAUCGGGACAAGCCUAGGGUUUCCACUGCCGCAAUUAACCCCCCUGAUGACCUGUCUUCAGAACAGCUGCAGCAACUGCAAGAGUCCCAUACCACCCUGGCCCUGAUCAGGAAGUGGCUGGAACUGCCCAGACGUCCUGAAUGGCCGGCAGUCCCCCCCCAUGGCACUGAUAUUAAGGCCUAUUACUCUCAGUGGGGAAACAUUGAGCUUCGUAACAGCUUGCUGUUCCGGAGGUGGCGGGCUCCAGGGCAGGGCAAAGACAUCUUACAGUUAUUAGUGCCCCGUUCACUUCAACCUCAGGUCCUUCAGAGUGUGCACGGCUCAAUCGGCUCAGGCCACUUUGGCAUCUCCAAGACCCUCCAUCGGCUUAGGGGACGUUUCUACUGGCCCGGCUGCCGACAGGACGUGGAAAUACAUGUGCAUUGCUGUGAUUUGUGCACUGCUCGGAAAGGUCCCACCCAGCCCUCACAUGCCCCCCUUCAGCAAUACCUGGUCGGGGCUCCCAUGGAACGAGUAGUCCAGGAGUCCAGUCAGUGCACCCCAGCUGCUCUCAUGUUCGGUCGAGAGCUCCGCACACCCGUGGAUCUGGUGUUCGGGAGCCCUCCGGAGCCAGAGAUUGCAGGAGGGCACGAGAUGGACUAUUUCCAAAGACUCAGAGAGCACCUGCGGGUGGUGCAUGACUAUACUCGCCAAGUUCAAGCCAGUUCCGGGGUACGUCAGAAGAGGGCCUAUGACAGUCACUGCCGCGGUCAGCCCUUCCAACCUGGGGACAAAGUGUGGGUUUAUUGCCCCGAUCGAAAGACAGGUAUCUCUCCUAAGCUGUGCAGUCAUUGGAGGGGGCCAGCCGAAGUUGUGGCACGCCUGUCCUACGUGGUAUACCGUACGGAUUACUUGUCCAAGCCCCCCAAGUUCAUCUGUCUCCCAGACGCCCAAUUCGCCAACGUCGUCAACCUGGUCACUUGA
Messenger RNA from Knipowitschia caucasica, 2937 nucleotides. The record is from the annotation of a GenBank genome assembly. Lineage: Eukaryota; Metazoa; Chordata; Actinopteri; Gobiiformes; Gobiidae.